GGCUUUCACACAACAUUGACUUUUAAACAGAGAAGUCACUCUUUGGAUCUGCUUACCCACUGAAAUUUACAAAUUCCUUAAAGCAAUUUUCUUUCAUCUGUAAAUUCAUUGGUCUUAGAGAUGAAGGACUAUCAGAGUCUGAUGGCAACUCUGUCUGAGAACGUGCUAAGAGUCAACAUGUUACUGAGCGUCUUCUUGGUUCUAGAUGCCUUGGCUUUUUGUGGGGAUAAAACACCAGGCCUCAUCAUCACUGCACCAAAUAACAUAGAGGCACUGAAUGGAUCUUGUUUGCAAAUCCCAUGUACCUAUAAUACAACAGACCAAACAUUUGACAACAGCAGACCUAUCUAUGGAGUUUGGAUGAAAGGUGGUUUAAAUUUUGCCUCUGAUCCAAACAUAGUUAUUUUCAAUAGCAGUAAGUCAGUCAACAUCUAUCAACUGGAAAUGAUUGGAAACCUGACAGAGAAAAACUGCACCACUCUGUUUCCUGAUUUAAACACCAGUUAUACAAACAGAUACUUCUUCAGAGCUGAGAACGGACCGGUUAAAGCAACAGCUUGUGCUGAUUCUCUUCCGAUAACAGUUAAAGAUUCUCCUUGGAGUCCCAGCAUUAACAUCUCUGGUGGUGAUCUGAAGGAGCAUCAGUCUGUCACUAUAACCUGCUCAGCUUUGACUCCCUGUCCACACUCACCUCCUGAACUCACCUGGAAUCUCCAACAAGACUCUCACAGACAAACAGAGAAAAACACAGAUGGAACCUUUACAACUAAAAUCCAGGAGAACAUCACUCUGUUAGACACACAUGAUGGAUACAACAUCAGAUGUUCUGCCAGAUAUCCUGUGAAUGGAGGAAACAAGACAGCAGAGACAGCAGUGACUCUCAGUGUUUCAUAUGCUCCUAGAAACACCUUAGCAUCCAUCAGUCCAUCAGGUUUGGUGUCUGCAGGUAGCUGGGUGGAGCUGAACUGCUCCAGCAGAGCCAAGCCUCCUGCCAGCUUCACCUGGUUCAGGAACAGCAAACAUGGAGCCAUUAAUGUAUCUGUGGGGCAGGUUUACAGCUUCAAUUUCACUGAGGGAGGAGAGUUUUACUGUGUGGCUACAAAUGAUCUGGGUAAUGAGACGUCAUCGGUGAUUCUUGAUGGUAUAAAAGCAGAUGGACUCUCUGUGCCAAUCACAGUGGGAAUAUCACUGACAAUCUUCCUUAUUGUUUGCCUAGUUGUGUCUGUUUGGUGCUUUAAGUAUAAACAUAUAACUCUACAACAGACUCAGAGUCAAACAGGUGCAGAGGCAGCUGUUCAGAUAUCAGAUGCCAACAACACAGAAGGAGAAGUCCUUUAUGGAGAAGUGAAAAUCAUUAAGAAGACACCUGAAGUUUCCUCUGUGCCAGUGCACGACAGCAAACAGCAGGAGACGAUAUACGGACAGGUCAAAGUGUCAAAAGACGCCUCAGCACAGACUGCGGACAGUCCAGAGGAUCUCUAUGCUCAAGUGAAGAAAAAAUGAAGUUGUUUCUCUUUAAAGAAUCAUUAAGUAUUAUUUUUUAGCACAAUUAGGUGAUGUCAGAAAUUAAGAGAAUCUGCUUCUUUCAUCUUGCUGAUCCUUUUUUUUAUGCAGUUUUAUUGAUUACAUAUGGGGGUUAGACAAUGAAACUGAAACACCUGGUUUUAGACCACAAUAAUUUAUUACUAUGGUGUAGGGCCUCUUUUUGCGGCCAAUGCAGUGU
Girardinichthys multiradiatus is the source of this 1723-nucleotide messenger RNA. Its product is annotated as sialic acid-binding Ig-like lectin 13. The coding region runs from base 121 to 1503 and encodes 460 amino acids. NCBI's taxonomy places the organism in Eukaryota, Metazoa, Chordata, Actinopteri, Cyprinodontiformes, Goodeidae. The record is from RefSeq and is a predicted model, not a curated record. The transcript has 8 exons.